AUGUCAAAUACAACGGAGUAUCCGAGUGUUCAGCUUCCCAAAGGCUUGGAAAUUGUGAGUUUUACAUUUAUCCUCUUUUCUCCGCGUAAAUUCUUUAUUUUUUACCUAUUUUUUACAAAUCUCAUGUGAAAUUUCAGGUUGAUGGAGAUUCUUAUACCAAAGACAAAUCGAUGAUAACUGUGGUUAUGAAGGGCGAAGAUCACACGAUUGCCAAUCUGCUGAAACAUGUUAUCGCCCCGAUGUAAGGUUUUUUGAUGUUAUUCUUGUUGGUUUAGGUGUGGAGACGGAAUUGAGGCGAAAAUAAUAUUGAUUGGAAACAAAUUCGGAGGAAUUUGUAAUGGAUAGCUGGAGAAUUUUUGACUGCUUCUUUAUAGGCUGACAUUGACUAGUUUUUAUUGAAAUUACCACGGAUGCCAAUAAAUUGGUGAUCAGGACGAGAGUUGACCCAUGUACAACAAAUGGGUCAAAUGUUUCUCAACUCACAAAAAAAUGUUUUUACCGGUCGAAAAUGAAAAUUGAGCUUACUUUUGAUUCUCCGAUCAACAUCCAGCCUAUUUUACACCUGAUAAAUUAAUUUUCAGGGAAGGCGUUGAGUUCGUCGGUGCUGGAGAGACCCAUCCAUUGGAGGAUCAGAUCUGCAUUCGAAUCCAAACCGUCCCCGAGAAGAACAUUGAUGCCGGAGAGGUCCUAGCCCGUGGAUUCGAACUCAUCGAGCAGCUCUUUCAAGGGAUUGAAGAUAAAUUUGACAAGGCUUGCCAGGAAUUCGACUCAUAA
This is a messenger RNA of Bursaphelenchus xylophilus (pine wood nematode), 774 nucleotides long. The record is from the annotation of a GenBank genome assembly. Lineage: Eukaryota; Metazoa; Nematoda; Chromadorea; Rhabditida; Aphelenchoididae.